CCCGGGAACUUUCUUGAACCGGGUCUAGUCGACCUCCGCCAGAUCAGCCCAGUACCGGUUGGUCCAGUGGCCCCUGUGCCCGAGGACUCCUGGGAAUGGGAUGAAACCGAUAUGACAAUCACAGAAGCAGAACCACAAGAAGAACCAGAACCCGACCUAAUGCACAACCUCACCACAGAACCAGAUCUGCCUUUGGACAUUGAGUUGUCCAAUGAGAAUCAACCUGACAGGAUUCAAAGUGGAGUCCAAACCAGUCAGAGUGGGACGUCCCAAACUGUCCCCCCAAACAACAAUAACAUCUACCAGGUCUACAACCUCCAUAACGUCGAGCUUUACAGACAACCACAGUUUCCUCUCAAUUCUUCAUCUCUCAAAGGAAAACAAAAGCAGCAACUCCUGCUGAAGAGCCUGAGCAAAGACUCCUCUUUCUCCUCGAUCGAAUCCCUCCCGGACCUCCUGGGAGGUUUGAUGUCAAACAGCCGAGGGGGAGAUAAGAUCAGUGGAUACCUGGAUGGAGAGAGUGAGAGGGAAGGUGGAAGGGGAAGUGGGCAGUCGGCAAACAGUCGUCGGUCAGAGUGCGAGAGCGGGAUUGUUAGUGAUACGGGAGAAACAGAGACAGCAACAAACUCUGAAAUCCAGGAAGAGGAGGAGGAGGAGAAGGAAGUUGAGGAAGAUGAGCAGAGGAAGGACGAAACUGAUGUGACUCUGUGCAAAGACGUCACCAAGUACAACCAAAGAAACAAGACAGAGGACAACAAGAAAGACAAAGGAUGGAGGAGGGAGGAAAACAGAGGUGAAAGUAGAAGAAACAGAGAGGAGGAGAAGAGGAGGAAGAACAGGAGGGGAGGAGGAGAGGCGGUUGAGGUCCUGAUCAACAGGCGUGGGAUCCUGACGCCGACGGACUCUGACUCCGACUUUGAGGCAGGAGGACUCGGUGUGGACUCCUCAAAGCCUUUUGUGUCUCGCAGUCACAUCACAGGGAUCAAAGUCGACCAGUUGAACAGUUUGGAGUCGACUCCUGCUCGGAGCCGCCGAGCGUCGAGUCCGGUCUUAUCUCAGGGCUCCUCCCUGGAGUCUCUGCUGGCGCUGGGCGUGGAGUUGUUUCCCUCCAAAGACCCGUUGCAUCGUAGCGCCUCUCUGGAGAGCUGCCUGGCGCCGUGUCGCAGCACUGAAGGGGAGAACGGAGGCAGCCUGGCCAGCCUCGUGGAGCUGGAUCUGGGGCCGAGCAGAGAGGGGGAGGGAGGAGAACCAGCAGAGGAAAUGAAGAGUGAUGUGCAGGGAGAACCAUCCUCUGGGGAGCUGAGUCGUAGAACCCUUGAUCUCCUGAAACGCCUGGAGAACAUCCAGAGUCCUCUGACGGCAAAAAUGACCCGUAGUGUUUCUGACAUGACGCUUCGGAGCAGCUCCCCGCCGCGGAGCCGACUCCCUGCCUCUCCUUCUUUUGGUGGUCGACCCACACCCCUCUAUGGAACGUCAAGUUCUUCACGGAAAGGACCGCCAUCCCUGAUCAACGAAAGUUCGGCCACAGCAUCGCUAACGGAGCUGAGCAGCACUGAGGACUCAUCUGUAGGGUCUGAAGAUUUUGCCUUGCUCAGAAAUCAGCGCCACCACUUCCUGGAUCCCAACAUGGCGGCAAAUGCUAACUCAGGCUCUUACAGGAAACGUUGUCACGGUAACAGCCGAGGAGGACAAGCGAUGGAUGAAGCCGAUGCGGCGAGCUUGAGCAUGGUGGUAAAUGUGUCUUGUACAUCGGCGUGCACGGACGAAGACGAGGAUGACAGUGACCUCCUGUCUUCCUCCACGCUAACGCUCACUGAGGAGGAGCUUGGCGUACGGGAAGGAGAGGACGAAGAGGAGGAGAGGUUGAGCUGUGCCUCAUCUGGUAACGACGAUGAUGAUGAAGAGGAGAUGGAGGGCUCUUACGUGUUGGGACUGGAGUACAUGAGGAGCGAGCUGCAGAGUUGGAUCCGAUCUCCUCGCAACUCCUCUAAAACUGAGGCAGGUCUCAGGGAUGAGCUGCAGUGUGGAACCCACCCGUCCUCCUCCUUCACCACCUCCUCUCACAACAAGGAGCAGCAAGGUUUCCUAAACCGCUCAGCUGCUAAAUUAAUAGAGACGAGCACAAACAGUGGCAACGACAAAACAAAAAGAGAGAAAAAGGAGCAGGAGGAAGAGGAGGAGAACAGGAGGAAUGCAACAAGAAGCUACAUCAGCCAGUUUGUAGACGACGUGGAGAACGGAAAUGUGGAUCAGAGCUGUUUGAAGGGGAAAGAUGAAGAUGAUGAGCUCCUCAGAGAGGAGUCGAGUGUGUUCACCAAGAAAGGAGAGUCAGUGAGGGAAUCGUACGUGUUUGCUCAGACAGGAGAGUCGGUUCGGGACGUCGGCGACUUGAUCGUGAAAACGGAAUCAAACUCAACGAAACAGCUUUCUUCAUCUCCGACCUGUGAACUCCUCCCAUUCAGACGGGCCUCCUCCUUGGUGGGACAGCUGCAGGGAGAGCUGCCCUGCCACAGCUCCUCCCUGCCCUCGCCUCUGUCCCUCUCGCCCGUUGAGGACUGCAGAUCCCACGAUGCCUUGCACAACAGCAGGCCGGCGGCUGGCGGAAGAAAGGCCAUCACCAUUCAGGAAAAGUUCAAAUUCUCAUCGUUUGUGACGGAGGAGACGAGGAGGGAGGUCAGAGACAAAGAAUCGUCCUUGCCUCCCAAAAAACGCCGCGGUUGUCACGCGUCCUGCCACGACCACCUCCCUUCCUCCUCCCCCCGUCCGUGCGGCGUGGACGAGGGCAAGACGGAGAACGUGCACGACUUCGUGAUGGAGAUUAUUGACAUGACCUCACUGGCGCUGAGGAGCAAAGAGAAUCAGCCUGAGGAACUGAACCAGGUGGAGGUCGGCGGGUCGAGUCCGGACCACGGCCCUGCGUCGCUGACACAGAUCAGAGACAAGGUGCUCGAACACUCCCACCGGCCUCUCCACCUCCGUAAGGGAGACUUCUACUCCUACCUGUCGCUCUCCUCCCACGACAGCGACUGCGGCGAGGUCAGCCAGUGCUCCGAGGACAAGAGCUCCACCCCAGCGCCGUACAGCAUCCCGUCGUACACCACACCCACACAGGGCCUCCGCAGCCCGAGCCCGGAGCUGUACACCAGCACCAGGCGGCAUCGCUCCUCCCCGAGCCUCGACUCCAAGAACGACCUCCGCGCUCUGGACUUGAGGUCGGCAGACAGAGAUGCUGACGGCACCGACCCGACCAGCCCGUCGCAAUCCCUGCCCCCCAGCCCCGACAUCAGGGAUGAGGAGACGCUGUUCGCAGCCUGCACAGAGGAGGUCUACCUGGGCCCGCCGCUCUGCUACAGUAUGGUGCUCACCAGGAAACCACGGACGCUGCGACUGAAGGAGAACUCGAUGAGGAGCAGUCCAGGAGUUGAGAGUUGUCCAUAUUUGACUCCAGAGGAGCCUCACUCCAAACCAGGGGAUGUUCUGAGCCACUUGUGUCCCUCAGAGGAGUCUGUGCUGGACAGGAACCAGACAGAGGAGACACAGCGCUCCUUCCUUCCUCUCCUGGAGCCUCGUUACAGCUCCUUCUCCACCUCCUCGCCCUCAACCGCCAUCCCCGCCUCCCUCCAGGGGCCCGGCCGCCAACCGAAAGACGACAGCCCUCCCUCUCUCCCUGCCGUGUCCUCUGGUGCCGCGAAAGAGAGGCGAGGUGAGGACUCGCACCUCCUCUGUGAUGUCGCUGGAAGAGAAGUCGCGGCCACUGCGAGUGUCAGUGCGCCGCAGGAGGAGAGGAGUCGUAAUGAGGGGCCUCCUUAUCUUAAUCCCUGGGCACGUGUCGGCCCGAUAGACUCCUCCGCAGCCGAAUGUUUGGCAGAUACUAAAACGCUUGAAUCCAAUAUGGGCACCGUAAUGACCAAGAUAAGUGUCUGCGGCUCCGCUACAAAUCCCUCAAAAGAGCCAGCCGCCACGCGUAUUAAUCCCAAAAUUAACUGCUCGCCGAUGAGAGAGGCAGAUAGGGGGGAGGAGGGGGGGAGGCGAGGAGACGCUCGGCGGGUGAAGCGGGAGGAGAAGACGACGAGAGGGCGGAGCGGCUCACAGCAGGAAGCGAGGACAGUGGCGGCGAAGCAG
Messenger RNA from Paralichthys olivaceus (Japanese flounder), 4122 nucleotides. The record is from RefSeq and is a predicted model, not a curated record. Lineage: Eukaryota; Metazoa; Chordata; Actinopteri; Pleuronectiformes; Paralichthyidae.